Xenopus laevis (African clawed frog) is the source of this 2741-nucleotide messenger RNA. RefSeq names its product interleukin-21-like (gene il2.S). NCBI's taxonomy places the organism in Eukaryota, Metazoa, Chordata, Amphibia, Anura, Pipidae. The record is from RefSeq and is a predicted model, not a curated record. Bases 573 to 1001 code for a protein of 142 amino acids. The transcript is spliced from 5 exons.
UCAUCUCCAGAAAAUGAAUCUAAAUGUAUAAUUACAAUUGAAUGACAUCCAACAAAUCUUUUUAAUGUUGCCUGAAGUUUUUUCUCAUUAUACAACAACAAAAGUGUUUACACCAAAAUUUUGCCAAAUAGAAAUGCAUAUCUUAAACAGGCAUGAAGGUUUUGUUUUAACUAAUGACACAUAUCACAAGCUGUAUAUUCAAAAAGGGUUACAACACAACACAAAGUACCGUUUGCUUAAAACUGCUGCUAAAAUUGCUACACUAUCACUCUAACUCACUAACAUAUCAUUGUCUAUGUUGAGCAUUGGAAUUCGCUUCUGUUUCUGCCUAUUGGGCAGAAUUUCAAAACAGAUCUGUCCCCACCCACCACCCACAUAUAUGCACACACGUACACCUUGCCAGUGGAAAAGAAAAAAUCAUUACUCAUUCAUCCAUUCUACAAAGCUUUCCAUGCGAAAUGGGAGGGAUUUUCAAUUUUGGUGAUACCAAAUAAAUAGGUAUGUUGAGGAUCACAAUUCAUUCAAAACAAUUUGUAAGGUUCUAACUUGGCUCUUCUGCAAAACUAAACACAAUGGCCAACGUCUUACUGUGGUGCUUGCUUGCCUUUUCUUGCUGUAUCCUUAUAGAUGCACAGUUGCCUUCCAUCGAAAGGUGUUCAGAAAUCAAGAUGGCCAUUGAUAAAUGGAUCAAUAAACAAGCAAACGAAACGUAUCCAAGCACUCUUCAUACCCCAGUUGAUGUAACGCCCCAGUGCCUGGACUCUGCCCUGCAUUGCUUUAGAUAUCAGAUAUCAUAUUUAAAAGAAGCCAAAGGACAGAAAGAGGAAGACUUUAAGAGGCAUAUUAAAAAAGUGAAGCUGAACAAGAUGCACACUCCAAGAAAUAAAGACUGUCCGAUUUGCACUAAAUAUGAAAAACAGAAACCAAAAGAUUUUCUGGAAAACAUGUUAUUGCUAUUGCAGCAGAUUAUAGCCGGAAAUCCACCACAAACAUCAGGCUGAAAACGGAUCUUCCCUGCUUUAGUUUAGGCAUGCAUGCAUUUAAAAAGGAUCUGCGCAUUUACAACAAACUACAAAUGAACUGUUUUCUCUUUUCACUGACAUUGACAAAUGGAAUUCUCAGGACUACUGAUCCAUCUGUGGCUAUGUGACAUAUUUUGAAAUUUGGCCCAUCCAUCACAUCACAUAUUCUUUUACUGAUUGGUCAGCUAUGAGUUGUGCCUUUGCAAAUCCAUGUGUCCAGCUGACUUAGAUCUGAAUUGCGCCCAGUAAGAUCUAGUUGUCUUGGACCAGAGCUGAAUUAUGCUGUAUCAUAGGGCAAGUCUUAUCCCUUGAUCUGAGUUCAACCAGAAUGAAUCCAAUUGGAUUCAGCAAAUACACAGCUUUAUGUGCAGAAAUUUACCAGAUAAAUGCAUAAGUGAAAAUGAUCUUUACAAUGACACUAUUCCUGAAAAGAAUCAUAACCAACUUCCAAUCAUAUAUUGCCAUCUCUUAAAUGUAGUUUAUACUUUGGAUAAUUAAAACACAAAUGCAUUGUAAGCAUAAGCCCUAUAAGUACCAAAAGAGAAACCUGUUUGGCAAGUCGUGUGCCAUAUUGCUUUGAACUAACUCAUGCGCAGAAAUCUUUGGCCAUGCAUGUAAACAUGCGUUGCUAUAUUUAUUUUUAUAUUCUCCAGUAUCUGGUCAUUUUAUUUUUCCAUUUUUGUUGGAAACAGAUAUUUAUGGUUUCAAAAUACUAUUCUAUUUAAAUUAUUUAAUAUAACUUAUUUGUUUUUGCAUAUUUUUUGGAUAAUAUGUCUUGCAUAAAGACCCGCAAAGGCUAAACAAAAUGUACAGUGUUACAGAAACAUGAAUUGAGAAAAGAAGCUGUACAUUUGCGCAAGAUGAAGCUAUCGUAUGGCCUUAUAAAAUGCCUUCUUUGUUACCCCCUUAUAUAUGAGUUCAUUGAGAUGUAUUACAUUAGUGAAUUCAGUCUGACAGUUUUGUCACUUGGAUCCAGCUGGACAGGCACUUGUAUCGACUUCUACUAAAGUUGAAUGAGGGUCUUCAAUGUGCAAUUCAAAAUGCUCCAACUUUUACUAGUUGGAUUGCACACAUGCAUCUAUGCAGUCAAAGUUAGGACUGAAGUAGCUCUUAGUUUAUGAUACUUAAAGUAAGUUCAUAAGCAAUCAAUAUCUAACAAUUCUAUACAUGGAGUACUUAUAUACUGGGCCCAACACUUAGGACCAUGGAAUGCAUCAUACAGUAGGACUCCAUAUAAACUUCUUGCACUCAGUCUACCUAAAAAAAUGGGUUUCUGAUGGUGGCCCUUUCUUAAAAUAAAAAUUGAUUAAGCAAAGCUAAUGUCAAUAUCAGCAUUAAUUAAAUCAAUUUUGUAAAAUUAAAAAAUAUAAUUCGAAAAAGAUAUUUGCAUAAAGAGUUUUGCAUAUUUUUAUAAUAAGAAGUGUGCAUGAAUCCCAUUCCUAAUUUACAGCAACUUCAGAAACCAAUGAACAUUUUAUUUUUUUUCAAAAAAAGGCAUUUGAAGUCCAUGCAGUUCUCUGUGCCUCCUCCCGAGGAGUAGUUUUAUAUUAAUAUGUGUGUUUGUAUAGUAUUUAUUGGUCUACUAAAGACAUUGAAAUUGUGCUAUUUGGUUGGAAGAAGGAAUAAUAUUCCUUAAUGUGACAUUCAAUCUCUUGAUAUGAAAAUGUUUUGCAGCUGGUCUGAUUUUUAUUAACUUAUUAAACUAUUAUCUUGUCUGAA